AGGUAAAGCCUGGCGAAAGGUUUUCAAUUUCUUCAGAGAGAGAGAUAGGAGGAGGAGGAAAAGAGAGAAAGAGAAUUGCUUAACGCCUGUAUUGUGGAAAUGUAUUACGCGGGGUUGUUCUGGUUACCUUGUCUUGUGACAAUUGCUGUGAUUCUGCUUUCCUUGCUCAUGCUUAAGAAGAGGGGAUCAAGAAGCGCAACUACCGCCACCGCUGGGAACAGUACUUCAGCCGCCUCCGCUGCCGCUGCCGAUGCCUCCUCCGCCCCCGCCCCUUCCUCCGGCUACGACUCCGACUCCGACUCCGGAGGGGAAUACGAAGUAUUCUUGAGUUUCAGAGGCAAUGACACUCGUCACGGCUUCACCGAUUUCCUCUACAGCGAUCUUGUCGAUGAUAGAAUUCGCACCUUUAGGGACGAUGAUGAACUUCGCGUAGGGGAAGUGAUCGGCCCGGAGCUUCUCAAAGCAAUCAAGGAAUCGAAAAUCUCCGUCCCAAUCUUUUCCAAGGGCUAUGCUUCUAGUAAAUGGUGCCUCCGUGAGCUCGCCCAGAUGGUCGAGUGCCGAACAACUAUGGGACAAAUGAUUUUACCUAUUUUCUACGACGUCGAGCCAUCCGAUGUACGACAUCAAACGGGGAGUUACGAGGAAGCCUUUCGCCUACACGAGAAGCAUUUCGAUGAAAAGACUGUCCAAGGAUGGAAGGAGGCUCUGAGAGAGGUUGGACAAUUGAAGGGAUGGGAAUUGAAGAAAGAAACUAAAGGGGAACCAAAAUGGUUGAAGCCCUCCGUCUUGACUUUGAUUACUCAGAGUUAGAAUCUCGUCACUGUUUUAGAUAUGAAGAAUUCGAGAAACUUCCUAAUUUAAGGUUUCUCCAAAUGCAAUACACAGACCUUGCUGGAGAUUUUAAUCAUCUUCUUUCAAAGUUAAGAUGGCUUCACUGGCAUGGAUGCCCAGGGAAUUUUGCGCCAACAAAUUUUAAUUUAAAGAGUCUAGUCAUUCUUGAUCUAUCAAGCAGCAAAGUCACUGAUGAUUGGGGGGUUUGGAGUCAAAUCAAGGUGGCAAAAAGGUUGAAAGUUCUAAAACUCUCAUGUUGCUAUGGCUUAACCAAAAUUCCUGACAUUUUCACAUUUGCAACUUUAGAGAGAUUGAUUCUUGACGGUUGUGUAAAUGUGGUGCAAAUUGACCCAAUGAUUGGGAAUCUAAUUAAUUUGAGAGUGCUUGACAUUUCAUAUUCUGGCAUAACAAGGUUACCUGAUGCUAUUGUAAAUUUAGAGAAGCUUGAAGAGAUAAAUGCCUCGUUAUGUGAAGAUUUGGAGGGGAAAAUUCCUAGUAAUAUUGGGAGACUAUCCUCUCUGAGGAUCUUGCGUUUAAAUUCUACCGAGAUUUGUAGCCUGCCAACAAGCAUUGCUGGGCUUUCUCGCCUUGAAACCCUUGAUGUGUCCAACUUAGCGCUUUCCUCGCUGCCGGAGCUUCCCCCGAGUUUAACAACUCUACGUGUCACAUGUGACGAAUUCCCAAGUCUUUCCAACUUGAUGAAUUUGAAGGCAUUAUUCGUGUAUGAGUGCUUGUAUCUGGUGGAAAUUCCUAGAGAUAUUGGGAAAUUAUCCAAAUUGGAGAGCUUGCACUUGUACAAUACCAACAUUAGCACCUUACCGAUAGAGAUUGCUGCCCUAUCUCGGCUCAAGAAAUUCACAGUACAAUCCUGCAAAAAUCUUCAUUGUAUCCCUGGGCUUCCCUCUAGUUUAUUCGAAAUAUGUAUUGAGGAUUGUAAAUCACUGGAAAGAUUGUCAAAUUUGUCAGAUAUGAAGAAUUUAUCAGAUUUAAAGCUUGUUCAAUGCUCUGAGCUGAUGGAGAUUCAAGGCCUGGGGAAAUUAGAUU
Ilex paraguariensis (yerba mate) is the source of this 1875-nucleotide messenger RNA. The record is from the annotation of a GenBank genome assembly. NCBI's taxonomy places the organism in Eukaryota, Viridiplantae, Streptophyta, Magnoliopsida, Aquifoliales, Aquifoliaceae.